AUUUGUAUAAAAAUGAAAAUUCACUAUUUUCUAUUGCAGCCGUUAAAACGAUUUAUGAAUUGGAAACGCGGCUAAAUACUUAUAAAUAGGCGCGAUUUGGCACGCCUGAUUGCCCAAUUACGACAAGGCCCGAGUUCUGUCCGAGUGACGUCAUUAUGAAAUGAACAACAUCGAUUCGCAGUUGUAUAUCUUUCUUCAGCCUCAGACAUUCCGAUAGUCGAUUUACAAAUAUGCGCUCGUCUGUGGCCCGUUUAUAAGCGCUUUUCUCUAGCCCAGCGAUAUGGUCAUUUCGGGCAAUGAUAGCAUCGAAUUUGUAGUGAACGAAAGUGCGUUUUUGUGCUUGAAACAACGGCUGAAGAGAGUCGAAAGUUUAUAUAAUGUGACGGUACGAAGUGACAGUCUUGAAGGGGAAUUAAGAUGGGUCAAAGUGAUUGGAGACGAGAAACUACGCAUGAAAGCAAAGGUUAGCGCUUAAAUGAUAUAUUUUGUCUCCAUUUAGAAGUUCGAUACAGUAAUAUACUCUCUGUGUAUGUAUUUAACCAAUAGACAAUGUAUUGUUUACCCGAAUUAUUCAUGUAUGCCAAAAGUUGUUAUUUGAAAGCAUGUUUCAAAAUAUUUUAUAUCACCUACACUUAAGCAUAUUUUCGCUUGCUAAAACACAUUCCACGAACUGUAGCUUUAUUCAUGUGUGUUUUCAUUGAUUCUAGGAGUAUAUUACUUCCAUGGGAAAGCCCGAAUGCGAGAAAAUAAUCGACAUUGGACAAUUGAACGAAGCAAGCUUAGACGAAUUUCUCUUCGUAUUGGAACGGCAAUGUUCGGCGAAUAUAGUGCUGAUUGAUAAAUCUUCGAUACGUGUUUCUGGUAGCGCUGUUUCUGUGGCAAAAGUUGAAUCGUAUCUGAAUAAUUUGCUUUCAAAUAGUCAAAACAUUGAGCUCGAGUUACCACUAAAACGCGCUCGCCUCGAAAGCAGCUCAUCAGUUGACAGUAAAGACACAACGAUUCUGAGUGACGACUUCUCGGCAUUUGAUUAUCAAGUCGAAGACUUGCUUGUCAGCCUGCGCGACGAAGAAAAAUAUGGUCUGAUCGUUUCAGAUUCGGGCUUAAAAGAGAACAUCGACCCAAUGCUUCACGAAACGUCCGAAGAUUUUGCUGCAAAGUUAGGUUACAGCAAAGAUUUGUAUGCUCAAGCUGUGAAAAAAGUUGGUCGAGAAGCUGACCGCAAUGAACUUCUCAACGAAUUGGUAAAGCUGAAAAAUUCCCGAAAAGAAUUACACGAAGAACCCCAAAAGGAACGGGCCGAUCGCCGAAGGAGUUCUUGUUCAUCUAUGACCACUUCAAAACAACUUCGGCCGAUUAUUAUCGACGGUUCAAAUGUCGCAAUGAGGUAAGCAGUGUUCUAAUUCAUAAUUGCAACAUUUUCGAAUGGCUUAGUUCAUUGCAACAUUUCGGAAUAUUUGUAACAUUUUGGAAUGUUCACAACGGUGAAAUGAUAUUAUUUAACGGCAAUAUAUUGUAUUGUACUGAGAUUAAUAGGCUUCAAAAGCGAAUUGUUUUCGGAUUGCGUUGCGUGGGAUUGGGUAAUUAAAUAUAUUAUUUUACAAUUCAGUGAGGAAAAAAAUGGCAGAUUCAGCCAUCAGGGCAAUUACAUGUAAAAUGCUCUAACUUUUCAUUCAAAGUAUAUCGAUUUCUAUGAUUCUUUUUGUUUGAAAUUUUAAUGACAAAUACCAAGAUAUACAACCUCUAUAAAAGUUACUCAAUCGUGUCGAACAAAUUCGUAGGCAAGCAGUAAACCCGAUUUAAAAUUACAAUGCAAACUAUUAACUCUAAUUUUGCGGCCAAUAUGUAUUUCGAGAACAUUUCAAACGGGUAAAAUAUACUACGGUAUAACCCGCAAACACAGCUGUUUAAACAGGGCUUUUUCGGCCUUAUAAAAGUCGACUUUUUCCGGAAUUCCUGAUAUUAAAAAAGUACUUCUUAUGGUUUCUCUUGAGAUGAUAAAUAAGUUCUAUUUUUCAACUAAUUUGACAUUUUUAUAAAGGGUCAAUCUGUGCUAUUGGAAAAGGGAAACAAAUCGAAUACGACGGCGGUAUUUUUCGUGAGCUAAUAUUUAAUAUGCCCAACAAAUAUAGGCACAUGUUUUCAAAAUGCCUAUUAAUAAUUUUUUGCGCAAUAGCAAUGCCUUAGAAAUCUUCAGUCAAGUACAUGGUAACUUGUAAGCAAAGUGGCUUUAUUGUAAAAACGUAACCUAUUUUAAAUAUUGAAAGUAGAGGCUUGAAAAAGGGACAGACGACUUUUUUGUGCCAACUAGCUUUCGAAAAGCUAUGAAUUUUAAACCAAUUACAAAAGGUUCUGUAUUCGCGAGAGAAAAAACGAACCAAUACAUUCGAAAUGUCAUACACUGCGUUUGAUAGUAUAUUCUUUGUGAAACGCUGCAGAAAGAUCUUUGAUUUUUAUAGUACUGUUUAAGAUUUGUGUAAAAAACCACAUGCUUGGGUAAUGAGUCAUGAAGGCUCCCCCACUGUGCAUCGGAAUUUUACAUACGUAUUUGGCUGAUGGCCAGUGUAUUUGGCCUGGCAUUGAAACCUAUAUUCUGUAUGUGUUGACAAGUCCACAAUACCAUAUCAUGAAACGAAAUACUUUGACUUGAUAUUAAACAUGUUACUUGUUAACAUUUCAUGCUAGCAUGCUUUCGUUUUAAAUUAGAUCGCACCUUUUUGCGGUCAAAGUCACGCGAACAUUUGGGGAUUCAUUUGCAUCAGUUUGCAAAAUGGAUUUGCGCAAUCUAUACGACCAAUUUUCGGAUUUACGCACUAAAAAGCGCUUGGGUUUGCAUAUUUUGCGCGUUCUAUAUAAACUUCAUUUCUUAAUUAUCAAUUGUCACUAAAUUUUAAUUGCCUAUAUCAAAAACUAGAUAUAUAAACAUUAAACAUAUUUGUAGCCAAUAUAUCAAAUUGCAUUAUGUUUUCUUUAGCUCUGAGAGGGUAGCACAAGCUUAUCCUGAUUUGAAAACUAAUUUCAUUUCCUUCUUGGUGCGAAAUAUGCAAAGAAUUUAAUUUAGUAAUUGGUUUUGGCAAUGACCUCUAUUUUGAACUUAUAUUUCACUGCCAAUUCAAUGUUCGAUGUUUUAAUAUACAUUGAAAGGUUUUUCAUAUUUUACAAAUGGCUAUAAAUCAUAACUCUUUUUAAGCUGUUUGUUUUUUAUAGCCUAAAGCUGUUUAUUUCCCUGGAAAAUAUAAACAUAUUCAAUUUCUUAUAAUCCUUAUUGGCACUUUAAUUCCAUUUGUCUGGUGACUGUUCUGGUUAUUAGCAUUUACAUAUUAUGCGUGUUGGGUUGAAAGGUCAAAAAGUUGCCUGUUGCUUGAAAGAUGAAUAUAAUAUACAUCACGAAACUGCUUUUAUUGAUAGAUUAGUGUUAAAAAACAUGUUUAUUAUCCACAAAACAGACCAGGAUUCAUUCGUUUCUGUAAAUUGCUAAGUGGUGUUUGAAUACCAAAACCAUAUUGUUGCAAAAGAUUUCAGUUGGUUAAUCGGAUCAUUACACCUGUCAAGGUGUUAUCCCUCUCAACAAAUGAAUGCCUAAUAUUCUUGUUUUUAGACAUCACUGUGAAUCUAGAAAGCUCUACUCAGUCACAAUGUCUGGGUUGAGAUGUAUCACUCCAUCCGUAGGCUCUCAAAAACGGCCAAAAAUUAUGGGUUUCAACAAGCAGGAGGGAAUCAGUUUUAGACCAUUUCUUGCUGUGAUAGUGCACCUUUUCUUAUAAAAACUGAAAUCAAGCAGAAACCAGCAAAAACAAGUGAAUAAGCUUCACAAAACCAUGCAGUUAAAAACAUGUACAUAUGCUACUCUCACAAGACUCAUUUUCAGAAACAACUGUAUUAAUUCAAUCUAAUUUUUUUUUUAAUGAAGUACAAUGAAAUGUGCAGAGAAAUGCAUGUAAUUACAAGCUUUAUUUCUGUGUAUAAAUUUAAACAAUUAUUUUUGCAACAAAUCUGCCUAUAAACAUGUAUUAUAAACAUGUGAUUUGGUUUCAUUGAAAUCUGGUAUUUCUUAAAGUUUUUAGAUUUUUUUGUUUUUCCUGCAAAAACAACAUUGGUUAAAUUGGUUCUCAAAAGAUAUUAGUUUUUUUUAGCUUAUCAAUUAACACCUCAUCCUGAAGGUAUCAGACAAUCAGGCAGCAAUUUUUUCAGGCCAUUGAAGAAUUUGCCAUGUUAUUGUAAACCUUAACUAACUAGUAACUUAUUCGACUAGAGAGUCUUGGUUAUGAAUGCAAAACUAUAUGCCAAUUAAAGCGUCUUGUUAACCCAUUGGGCAGCAAAUUGUACCCAAUGUGCUCAAAUCUAUCAUUUUAUUCUAUCCAGCACAAGGCAAUUUUGUGGGUAGUUAUUACCCAUCCAGUGACGGCACUUCCCUUGAUGAGUGAAAUUGUCUGGCGUUAGACAGAGUAAAAUAAUAAUGUAGGCCACAUUGCCACUUAGAGGGUUAAAUAAGCAAUUCUUUUUCUAUCUAUUUAGCCAUGGCAAACAGAAGAUAUUUUCGUGCAGAGGCAUUCAGAUUGCAGUGGACUGGUUCAUUCCACGUGGCCACAAAUUAAUUUAUGUUGUCAUUCCAUUAUGGAGGAAAGAAUCUCCUUCGGAAAGUAACAUGAUUUCCAACCAGGAAGUGCUAAAAAUCCUAGAUGAGGAGAGAGGAGCUGUUAAUAUGAUUUAUACACCUUCCAAGACUUUGAAACAGAGAAGGAUUGCUUGUUAUGAUGAUAGAUACAUCCUGAACAUAGCUUGCGAUAAAGACGGGGUGGUCGUUUCGAAUGAUAACUUUAGAGACCUGUAUUUGGAGAACAAGCCCGAAUGGAGAAAGAUUAUCGAGGAGCGUGUACUGAUGUUUUCAUUUGUGGAUGACAUGUUUAUGCCCCCUGACGACCCCCAUGGUAGAAAUGGCCCCCAUAUAGACGAACUGCUGUCUUUUGGGUCUUCAUCGAGAACUAGAGUUUGUCAUUAUGGCCGACAUUGCACGUAUGGACGAAAUUGCAAGUACGCUCACCCAGAGCGAGAGGGCGAACACAUACUUCGUGAUACACCAUCCAAUGCACCACGGCCAUAUUCAGAACCAGUGCCUCUCACCGAUGCCAUGUGUGACGAUUUCAAACGACUCAGCUUGCCCGAUCUAAACAGAAACCAACCCCCGCCUAUUGUAGCUCGUUCUAGGCAUGUCAGUCCACAACAUCCCCCAGCCCUCCCUUCCAGACGUCCAACUCCGCAACACCAUGCUCCACCUCUGCCACCCAGGAGUAAUGGUAUCCAUUGUGGAAUGCGAACGACCAAUGAAAGUCCUUACGCACCCCUGCCCGUACAUGUGGAGCAAGCACAAAUGAUGUAUCUUGCAAGACAACAACAACCCCGCCUCCCUCCCAGGCGAAAUCGAAAUUACGACACGCUGCCAUUUACCCACCCAGUGAUCCCCAUUCCACCUCAUGCCCAGAACCAUCAGUAUUACAACCUCCCCCCGCCACCAGGGGCGUACAUCCCGAGCCGUCGUGGUAGGGGUGGGCCAUAUGAUAACCUACCACCAAACGGCCAAAUGCCAGUGUACCCUCCAAGAAAUCAUGCUAUCUACCAAACGCAGCAAAACUACUACAGAUCCCGAGCCCCGCCGGCUGACGACAGCAGUGACGAAGACAUGCCCAUGGUACUUGAGGACACACAAAUGGUUGAGUCCGAGCAUCUCCGAGGGAUUUCCAAAAGGAUCCACUGUCGGGAGAAUGGUACGGAGUCACGGAUGCAAGCUAUGGUCAAUGUUGCAUAGGUGAAGAUUAAUUUUAGUAUUUCUUUAAAAUAUUUAAGGCUGGGUCUUACAUGUAUACUACAUCAGAGGUAUUUAUAUUCUAGCACAAUUUUAAGUUAUAAUAAUUGCGGUCCUCUGUGGCAUAUCGUAGAUCCUCUAUUAACACCCCCCCCCCCCUCAAAUAAGCCUCCCAUUUUGAGAGAAGAUUGAUGAACCCCCUCUCUAUUAAGCACCCCUCCCUCAAUCAGGGCAGCCAACAGGGUGGUCAUGGGGCCCUUUCCCCCGGGCCCCCAGGUUGAAAGGGGCACCAAAAGCAAUGAGGCACCCACCCCCGUCAAGUGUGUAAGUGGGGCUUACAGGGGAUCUACGGUAUUCCAGAAUCAGUAAGCAGAACACCAGCCCUGGAUUUUAUUGGUGGGUUUUAUUAAUAAGCAUUUGGGGGCAACCAUCAUAAAUCAAGUCGACAACCAUCAUAAAUCACUUUUCAAUCAAAGACAAACCCACUAAGCCAUUUAUGCGGUUAUGCGGUUAUGAGAGCAUAUCAAGUUACUUAUCCAAUAAAAUUUUGCUUUGUCAGCCGAUUCUGUAAAAAAUAUUGUACAAAUAUUAAAAUGUUUUGAAGAAUGCAAGUUAAGAAAUAUAAGAGAAUAUGGAAAUUUGUGGCAUGAAAAACCAGUGUUUGUAACAAAUUUAAGAAUUCCAAAUAUUUUGUGAUGUGUGAAAAUCAUGUCGCCUAUAAGAAGUUUCGAACGUUAGGGUUCUUUAAUAUUGCAUCGUUCAAAAUUGUAAAUUUAUAGACGUUUAAAAUUUUGGCUUUAAUAUUGCAUCGUUCAAAAUUGUAAAUUUAUAGACGUUUAAAAUUUUGACUUUAAUGAAUUAAUUAAUGUGGGACUGUUCAUUAAUUAAUUAAGUUAAUUAAUCAUGUUGCUGGCACGAAAGUGAAAUUUGUUGAGUCAUCAUUUCUUUGACUUCUUUGGCUUGAUCAGUUUAGCGGAAAUAUUUUUCGAUUCUAGUACGGUUGAAUAUUAAAAAAACUAAAUUCAAGAAUCAUGUCAAUCAACACAGGUAGUCUAAUGAGUAAUGACAACAUUUACUUUUAUUAAUAUUUAAACAAUUCUUUUAUUUCCCCUUUGAAAAAGCUUACUCCUUGAGAUUGGAAAUUUAUUUUCUACAGAGAAUAUCUCAAUUUUUGUGUAUCACAUUUCCAGAAUUGACCCAUUGAGCUGCCAUGCGCCCCAGUGCACCCUGCCUAUUUUUUUUACUUGUCUAACAACAUAUGAUAUUACUCGUCAAUGGGGGAGCUGACUGCAGCUUAAUGGGUUAACCAAAAUAUCCGACAAUGUCUCGAGUUAACCCAUUGAGCCGCAAUGCGCCCUGCCUAUUUUUUUACUUGUCUAAUACCAGACUAUUUUACUGGUCAUUGGGGAAGCUCUACAGCUUAAUGGGUUGAACAAUAUUUUAGCAAAACCAAUUCUAUAAUAAGAUGUUUAUAUAGAACUUUCAACAAUGUAUAUAUUGCUGUUGAUAUUUGAGUAUGUGGUUUUUUCAAGCAUAGGUUUUUAUGCCACCAGCAUGUUUUACAAUCUCAAAUACACCGAACACUAAAUUCAAAACAUGAAAUUUUCUUUGAAUGCCUAGAUGGGGUUAAUGAUUUAGCGCUCUUUAUAAGAGUUCAAAAACUUUAAAUAAUUCUAAUUCAUUGUUACACAAGAAUUUGCACUGUCUAAUGUAUUGUAUAAUCGAACUUUUAAAACUUUAUAAAAAGUAUUUUUAUAUAUUUGAUCUUUUAUAAAGAUCCUUUUCGUAGCUUCGCUAGAAAUAAACUAUAUAUUGUUACAUGCGAGAACUGUCUUGUACAUUUCAACAAGAAGGAGUUCCAUUUUUGUAAGUGGGGGUACCAGAGAAAAAAUCUAACUAUAUAAAAAAAUAUGCCUAUAUAUUGUAUAAGAUAGCGUUCUCAAAGUGGCACAAAAUAUGGAAUAAUAAAAACAGUAAAUAUAUAGCAUCACAAUAAUAUACUGGCAUCUGCAAAAAUGAACCAUUAAAUUUUGAUUAAUGAUAAAAAAUCUGCUCUGUCAAUUAGCAGCUGAUUAAUAAAUUAUUGAAGUUAGCAGCUGAUUAAAUUCUGAGAGGUUCGCCAAGAAGAUUUAGGUUUGAUAAUCCAUCCUUUUUUGUGCUGUUUUGAGAAUGCCACUGUGACACUUUUCAUAUGAAAUAUGUCUUACCAUUGUGUUAUUGUAUUUGUAAAUAUACGAAAACAAAAAAAUGUAGUUACAUUUUAUAUCCGUAAUUAUCUUAUAUUUCAAUAAAAUAUUUUAAAUUCUC
Messenger RNA from Paramuricea clavata, 8104 nucleotides. Lineage: Eukaryota; Metazoa; Cnidaria; Anthozoa; Malacalcyonacea; Plexauridae. The record is from the annotation of a GenBank genome assembly.